AGCAGAAAGACCAUCAUCCACUCAGCAACUCCUUCGCUUCUUGUCCUCCAUCUUGAAGAAAAGGACUUGAUAACCAUGAAGGUCCUCAUCCUUGCCUGCUUGGUGGCUCUUGCUCUUGCAAAGGAGACUGUAGAAAGCCUUUCAAGCAGUGAGGAAUCUGUUACACAUGACAAGCAGAAAAUCGAGAAGGUUAAACAUCUGGAACAGAAGCAAAGAGAGAAUGAACGCCAGGAAAAACUUAACCCCUUUAUCCAGCAGCAACAGCCUCUAGUCUACCCAUUUGCUGAGCCCAUCCCUUACACUAUCCUUCCACAAAACAUCCUGCCUCCUCUUGCUCAGCCUGCUGUGGUGCCCACUUUCCUUCAGCCUGAAGUAAUGCAAGUCUCCAAAUCUAAACAGACCGCCUUUCCCAAGCACAAAGUGAUGCCCUUCCUUAAGUCUCCAGUGAUGCCCUCUUUCGACCCUCAAAACCCAAAUCUCAAAAAUCAGGCCCUUGCUCUGUCUCUGCUCCAGCCCUUGAUGCCCCAGGUUCCUCAGCCUAUUCCUCAGACUUCCGUGCUUCCCCCUCAGUCCCUGUGGGCUCCUCUUCAGCCCAAAGCCCUGCCUAUUCCCCAGCAAGUGGUGCCCUACCCCCAGAGAGCUAUGCCCCUCCAAGCCCUCCUGCUCUACCAAAACCCCACCGCCCGCCAGUUCUACCCUGCGACUCAACAGCCACUUGCUCCAGCCCACAACCCCGUUAUUGUAAGUGCAAAUUUAUGUACUUUGCUGUUUCGCUCAUAA
Microcebus murinus (gray mouse lemur) is the source of this 780-nucleotide messenger RNA. Lineage: Eukaryota; Metazoa; Chordata; Mammalia; Primates; Cheirogaleidae. The record is from RefSeq and is a predicted model, not a curated record.